Alternaria arbusti is the source of this 651-nucleotide messenger RNA. RefSeq lists its product as uncharacterized. The record is from RefSeq and is a predicted model, not a curated record. Lineage: Eukaryota; Fungi; Ascomycota; Dothideomycetes; Pleosporales; Pleosporaceae. The transcript has 3 exons. The coding region runs from base 1 to 651 and encodes 216 amino acids.
AUGGAGGAAGAUAUGGCGAUCUUGAAGUCUGGGAGCACUGCGUCGGAGGCAGGCGCACAAUCUCCGCAACCUGAUUGGAUCGCCAACAUAUGCGAGGACUGCGUUCGCUCGUCCUCAAUCGACCUCUUCACUGCUGCCGAACCUCUGGAUGCCGCGAUCAUCGCGGUCGAGGCCCGCUUCAAAGAAGCCAGCGACCUUGAAGUGUGGGAGCGCUGCGUCGGAGGCAGGCGCGUCAGCCGCCCUGCCUUCAACGCCAAGAACCGCGAGGACUGCAACAACAAGUUGGAUAUUCGACGCUACGAGGGCGCCGAGAAGGACUCUCGUGACGGCGAGGUGACCGCCAAUAUCGACGCGGACCCAGCCAAGCUGAAGUACACGGUCGACAUCAUCUACGCGAGCGCUAUGGAAGACAAGAAUUGGGUAUACGUCGCAGUCAAGCUGCUGAACUAUCUCUGCCAUCUCAUCCCAGCAACACUUGCUGACCCCAACGGACUCCCCGAUGGGCUCCUCAUGAAGACAUGCGUUGGUCGUGCUACCGUCGACAAGGGCGUUGCCUUCGAGGUCUGCGCAGAGAACAGCUGCUUUGGCUCGAUCUCGCAUGAAGCGCAUUGGGUUCAUCUCCGACUUCUACCAUUUGGAAUUGUUCGAUAG